AUGCUUUCACAUCGCGUAUGUCGCGCGGUGAAUUCGGCGGCCAGAUGUAACCACCGGUGCUUGUCAACUGCUUCCCCGAAAUAUCCGCCCAAAGUCAGAGCUCUACCAUUCCAGCUCUCCGCCGCAGAGGUCAUUACAAGAUGGAGCGUUGGGAUGUCUAUCGCCAGCGGGGGCACCAAUCUUCUAGCAUCCAUUGCUGCAAGAUAUCUGCCAUGGUUGGGCUUCACCCCUCAUCAGCCAGUUCAUAUCCAGGCGGUGUAUCUCCCCGUCUGGAUGGUGGAUGCCCAUGUCGAUGCAGAUGUGUGGAUCCAGAACGAAAGGCAGAACCGUUUGCAGAACUACGGUACAUACAUGUAUCAAUCAUACAUGCCAGGCUUCGUCUUUGAGCCGAUUUCCUCCCUCUCGCUUGCCCACCCUGCGUACACGCAGUUCAAUAACGUCCGAUUUUCCGAGGAUCUCGAAACGCAGCAUGGUUCCGAUAUUUUGUGCCUCCCAUUCACACACACGCCGUUCAAGUUGAUCGAUCUCGCGCGGUCUCUAUCCUACGAGGAAGCCACUACCACCGAGCCGAAGCCCCUGCGAUUUGAUCCUGAAAGCGUGAAGGAGCGUCUGAUAGCAGCGUAUCCUCUCCUCCUGCCAGUCUACAUCGCUCGAUAUGAGUUGAGAUUACUCGGUCACCAGCCAGAAGAGCCAAUAUCAUACACCGUCGUCGUUGAAGCGCACAGUAAGAAGGGUCGCAUCAUCGUCGAGAACAUCCACAGACGCAUCGUGACUGAUUUAGCCGAUGAAAUCCAGCAAAUCCCAGGGGAGUCCGACACAUUCCUUGCCACAUUGGUCGGCAUGUUCCCCAACGAGGGCGUGCAGGUGUACGGCCCGUACAGCUCACACGCCGACCGCUUCGUCGGCAACAUCAGGUCCGACGACGUCCCCGCGAGCUUCGACAAGCAGGGUGCCGAGGCGGUGGCGGCGGCGAAGAGCCAGCUCCGUGAUGUUGCCCCUAACGAGAUGGGGAAAGGCUAUGUGAACGCAGCCUUCCGCCAACCAUUGCGCAGGUGGAUCAAUGCGGCGGCGUCGAGGAAUGGAGCGCUGGAGGAGUACCGGAGGCGGUACUUCGAUCCGUCCUCGUUGGGACCAGAAGCAGCAGCACCGGUAGAUUGGGAGGACCCCCGCAUACGCGAGCACACACAGGAGGAGACGCUGAAAACGGAGCUGUGGAUGCGGCUGUGCGAGUAUUGCAGGCGUUGCCAGCUGCUCCUCUCAGAGUUUGAGUCAAAGAGCCUCACUCACGGGAAGGACGGCGUAGCGAAACGAUUGGAAGACGCGAAACAGUUCAUGGAGAAGUCGGAGCCGUCGUGGUUGGCGGAAUGGAGAAGUCGUAGCGGCGAAAAACCCCUGUGGGAACCUGUAGCUCUACAGCGGAAUACGAUCGUUCUCUUCGAUUAG
Messenger RNA from Sparassis crispa, 1443 nucleotides. RefSeq lists its product as hypothetical. The record is from RefSeq and is a predicted model, not a curated record. The transcript is spliced from 9 exons. The coding region runs from base 1 to 1443 and encodes 480 amino acids. NCBI's taxonomy places the organism in Eukaryota, Fungi, Basidiomycota, Agaricomycetes, Polyporales, Sparassidaceae.